UAUUGCUGAGGGUCGUCACACUGUUUUUCAUGUUUGUUUUGCUGUUGGAUAGUUGUUGGUUAAAUGGUUAAAUGCUCUGAAAUGCACGCCAUGCUGUGUUAAUAAUUGAUAAUCUCGUGGUAUGCAGUCAAAAAAAAAAAACAAAAUAAAAAUCCAAUCCUUUCGGCCCGAAAGUUGUCCAGAUCGUGAAACAUAGAGAGGGUGGGGAGGGAUACGACGAUGUGUUUCAAAUAAGCCUUCAGAUUGAUUAAAAACUCCCGAAAAUGUAAAAAAAACGUCACAUAGAAGAAGCGCGCGCACACACACACACCCACGACGCCCCACACGGAGGACACUAAAGGUGGUGGUGCCACACACACACUGUACAUAAACAAAGUGAUUUUAGAUGAUAGAUAUCGGAAAAACUACAAGUUCGAGCCAUCAGUAGAGCAAUCAACAACCAUUCGAUAAAAACAGCAACUACUAGCUAGCGGUGGCAACAAAAACGAUUAGCAACAAUGCUGCACAACAACACUCAAGAUAAUGCAGAGCCAACAACAACAACAGCAACAACAACACCAACAGCAACAGCUACAACAACAACGGGCCAUGAAACGGAGCCAACAAUUUCAACGCACUUUGCGACAACAGCAGCCGCCACAAAUGUGGCGACCCGUGUAACGGAAACAGUGACAGUAGCAGCAGAGGCAGUUUCUUCGCCGCCCCCCGCCGCAACAGCAGCAUCGCCAGAAGCAGCAGCCGAGGGCCAAGCACUGACAGCUCCACCAUCGACAUCGUUGUUGCUGCUGUCACCUGUGGCCGAGAGAACCGAAUUAGCUGAAACAGCUGAUGUGUCUGGUGCUGCAAGUGCAGCUGCAGCUGCGGCUGCGGCUGCGACUGCUCAGCAGCAGCCAUUGUCAUCGGUGGCACGGACCGGGCCCGCAGUCGAUGUACAGAUGCGUACGCACCAAAGACAAAAAAUAAAGAGCUACCACGAUGCAAAGCAGACAGCGGUAUGGCGCACCGAUUCACUGGUCUCCAAUCCCAGCUCGACGAUGUGCCCGGACUCCUCCCUGACACCCGCCGCGGCAGGGGUGGUGGUUGGGCUGCCCAUGAGAGGUGUUGUCCUGUCCACUGCGCCAAGUAUAUUGCAGCGGAAAUCGUCGGACAGCUCGUUGCUGGUUGCCAUACCCCGUCGUGUCUCAUUUCCGGACAACGCGUUGGUCACUGGCUAUCUGGAACCGGCCAAUCCAUGGAAACAAGCCUGCCUAGUGAGGAGCAUUACCGAGAUCGUGGAUCAGUACGACCAGUCGUGUCGGAAGCAUCGCACAGAGCCGCUAGAGAGCAUCUUGAAUCACCUGAAUGGGCUGGAUCUGACGCUGCAGGCGCGGCAGCCGCUGCUCUCCCUCAAAGGCAAUCAACUGACGGCCAACGAUUGCGAGGCCCUCGAGGAGAUAUUCAAAAGGAUACAAUACAAAACCAUCGAUCUGUCGGAAUGCGCGCUGGACGAGAGCUGCUUGAGCCCGCUCUUCCAGAUGAUCGAGUACUAUGAGGCGGCCAUCGAGCUGGAUAUAUCGUACAACAAGGAGACGAUGACGAAGCGCUGCUGGGAGCUGUGCGCCUACAUGGUGGAGCGCAGCCAAGAGCUGCAGCUGCUCAAUGCCGAGAGCAAUCAGAUCACCCGACUGGGAGCCGAAAGCCUGGGCCGCGCCUUGCAAUCCUCUAAUCUACACACGCUCAAGUUGGAGCACUGCGGCCUGAGGGGACCGCCACUCACCGAACUAUGUAAGCAAAUGCCGAACGAAUCAAAUUAUUGUUUUGUCUACUAUUUAUGGAUUUUUACAGGCCAUGGGCUUCAUAAGAACAAGAUGCUCAAGGAGCUGUGGAUGGGCUACAACGAUCUGGAGUGUACGGACGCUAAGCACAUAGCCGAUAUGCUGCGCUACAACCACAGUCUGGAGCUAAUCGACAUAAGCAACAACAACAUUCGGGACGAGGGCUGUAUGUAUCUGUUGCAAGAUCUGAUCCUUCAAUCAACAGAACUGGAACGUCGACUGGGCGCCCUGAAGCGUGCGCGAGCCAUAGAGGUGGAUGAUUCCAUGGAGACGGACUACAGUCCAUCAUCAGUGUCCCAAUCAGAGACGAACUUUAGUUUUUGUGAAGACCGUGUGAAAGAUGUCGUCGACAAGACCAAUGACGGGGUGUCGACUGCCGCUGGCGAGCCAUCGACAGCUGUGGAGCAGCCACCAGCAUCCUCGAGCAACAGCGAGGCAGCUGUGGCGAUCCUGGUAGAGGUGGAGAACGAUAACGAGGACGACAACACCGAGGAUGAUACUGUGCGCACUGUGAAGAACUGCAAUGGCAGUAGCGGCGGCGGCCAGUCAAUGCUGGACAAGCUGCUCUCAAUGAAUAGCGACAGCAGCAGCAGCAUGGAGGAACCGCCAUCCACGGAUACACUGGCUGCCUGUUGCUCCGAGGACAUAAGCGAGAUCAGCAAUGAGAUAUUUGAUGCAAGCGGGAAGCAACAGCAACAGAAGCCACAGUCAGAAGAAGCAAAAGCAAAAGAAAUUACUGAAGGAGCGACAGAAGAAAGCUCGACAGAUGUGGAAGCCACAUCGAUGGCUUCUGCAGCCGAGGACAGCACGGAGGAGAUACAACAACAGCAGCAACAGCAGCAAAGUUCCCAAAAUGAACGCAACUUAUGUGAUAUUACUCCCUCAACAGAGGCUAAAACCGUUGAACCGAAACCCAAUGAAUCCUGUGUACAGAACAACAACAGCAUCAACAACAACAACAACACUACCCAAGCAGCAGUUGCAGCAGCAGCAUCAACAGCAGCGCCACAAAAUGAUAAAGAUACUGGGGUCAGUCUCAGUCACAGUCACAGUCCAAGCGCAAGCUCCACGCCGCCAGCAGGCAUCUAUGAAGUAACCGCCGAGGAGAGCGAUUGCUGCAUCAAUGGCGGCGGCAAUGGAGUGGCAAUGGUGGGCGGAUCGCGACCGCUCGAUGUAAAUAAAAACACCAAGAGCGCAGGCGACGACUUUGAGGACACGCACAGCAUGGACUCGGCGUUUGAGAGUGCAUCCGAAGGUGAUAUUAGUCGCCAUCUGCCCGACGAGUUUAGCCGUUUGUCCGUGUCGCUGGAGAGCACGCGACUGGAUGACAUGGCCAAGGAGAUGGGUGGCAUUGAGACGGCCACCAUUGCCACAGAGUCUACAGAGUGUCUGCUGGUGGCAGAGGAGGCGGCGGCGCCUGUGGCGGCUGCGGUCACCCCCACGCCGCUCCCCAAUGAUUCAUUCCAGCAGCCGAAGGUGACCAUUGCCGAGGAGUGCCGUCCAAGCACAUACUCCUAUACCGGUCCCAGUCCCACGCCAACGCCGCCACCGCCCUCCACAUCGCCAGGCGGGGCAAGCAUCGGAAUGCGACGCACCGAGUCGAGUUGUGCGUACCUCAAUCAGUCCACGCGCAAUUGGUCGCACAGCGCGGAGAGUCUGUGCAGCGAUAUAUCGUUGGAUGGCAACAACAGCAACAACAGCACCAACAGCACCGGCAACGAUCCCGAUUUUGCGGAUAAGCUCACGAAGAACGACACGCUUUCCAGGCGGCAGCUGGCGGAAGCGGCCAACCUCGAGGCAGCCAAUCGGGCGCCCAGCGGCCUGAAGGCCCUCACCAUGUGGAAUAAUAACCUCACCAAGGAAUGCGCCGCCAGUGUGGCCGAGCUGCUGGAGAAGACCAUUUCGCUGGAGCUGCUCAACAUUGGAAAGAACUGCCUGUCCAAUGAUUUUGUGAGCACCAUCAAGGAGAGCCUCACCAAGAACACUACCCUCACGACGCUGGGGCUACAGAGUGCCCAUCUAAGUGCCAAGGGUAUCGAGACACUGGCCUCCAUUCUCAGCUUCGGGGGCAACAGCAAGCUCCAGCGCAUCGACAUACGUGACAAUAAACUAGAGGUCGAAAGUCUGAACAUAAUCGCCGAGGUGCUCAAGUCCAACAAGACCCUCACCCAGAUCGACAUCAAUGAUGAGCCCAAGCGUCUGACGAUUGGCAGCGAUGCCCAUUUGGACUACACGCGAGUACUGGAUACAGUGCGGUCCAUGUGCUUCAGGAAUGAGAAGAUGCAAGCCCAGGAGCUGACGGAGAAGGCGGCGAUUGUGGGCGGCGCCGGCAUCAACAGCAAUAGCAGCAGCAGCAGUGGCUUCAACAGCGGCUAUCGGUGUCGCGGCGGUUACUACUUGGGCUCACGGAAGAUCUCACUUACCUGCCAGAGCAGGCCAUUUGUGGACGCCAACACAGGCACUGUGACGUCCUUGGCAGCAACCGUCGCCAUGCCCACAUCGGCCGCCGCCCUACUGGAGGUGAAGCGGAAGACGGGCACGCGUCUCCGUUCGCCGGGUCCCAGUCCGCCCACGAUCUCGCCGUCAUCCUCGCCGAAUCGCAGCCGCUUUCAUGUGUCCCGUGUGGCGGAGGUCAGCAGCGGCAGCAUCAGCAGUCCGCUGAUCUCGCCGCUCGCCCAGAUGCCCCCGCAGCAUCCACCCACGCCGCGCUCGGCAAGCAGCUGCAUGUCCAUACCCACCAUCGGCGGCUGUUCGCCCAGCGGCAGCCAAAGCAGCCUAAAUGCGGUGGGUGUGGGCACCCUGCCCACGUCGAGCUCGCUGCCGGCCAUGGCCUCGGUUACGUCCUCGACCCAGACCAUAAAGCGGCUGUCGGUUUCGCCUCGGUCCCGCUUCCAUGUGUCGCGCAUCUACGAGGAUCCCCAGGUUCCAAUGGCCAAUCGUCAGCUGCCACCCAUCACGCCGCACACGCCACCCAUUGAUCUGCCGCCCACACCGAUGUUGAAGUCGUCCCGGAAGGCGGUGCAGCUGUCGGAGGCGGUCGAGGCAGCAGCUGCUGCUGCUGCCACUGCCACAAGCGGCAGUGUAGUGAUCAUCAGCAAUGUAGUAAUUGUGGAGCCAACCAUAGACGAACCAGACGAGAGCGACGCACAGCGAAACAGUACAAAUGCCGACGAGGCUGCGGGACAGAAACUCUCUCCGCAUUUCUCCCACAACUCCCCCAUUUCAUCCAAUUCAUGCUCAACAUCGCCCGGUAGCAGUGGCAGCAGCAUUAGCAGUGGCAGCACCAGCAGCAGCAGCAGCACCAACGCUUGUGCCGGCAGCAGCAGCAGUAGCACCUCCACCGACAUUACAGACUCUAUUAGCUCGGGCCCCCCAUCAGGAUGCUCUGAACCAGUGCCCAGGCUCUGUCCGUUGGCCGUUUUUGGAGACAAUGAUAUAACCCUUACCAAGGAGUCGGCUGCUGUGGUGGCACUCUCGGCCGCUGUGCCAGCGCCAGUGCCAGAGGCAGAUCCAGAGACAGUAGAAACAGAACCAGAACCAGAGCCAGCGCCGGUAAGCAGUCCACAGCCGACGGCACGUUCCCGCAAGACCUCGUGGAUAGCCAAUCCGUCGGCGGUGGACAAGCUGCUCACACUGUUCAAUCCGGGGACGAUAUUCCAGCGCAGUUCCUCGCCAGAGCAGAAGGCCAGUCAGCAGCAGGUUUCAGGGGCCAACACCGCCACAAACAAUGCACAGACAGCAGACGAUGGUAAUGCCACAACACAAACAUCCAUUCUGUCGGUCACGCGAAAAACUUCGCCCUCCUCCUGGACCUCUCUGACCGGCGGGAGCCACUGCGCCACCUCAAACUCUAACUCUAACUCAAACUCCAAUUUGGACAGCGUUUCCGGCACAGGCAGUUCUUCAUUCCUGGACACGGCCUCGCGUCAGUUGCGUGACUUUAGCAAGCAGGUCUUUCGACAGAACAUCUCGUUCAACAACAGCGGCGAUGGGGCAGCCAGCUCGGGGCCAGCAGGCGUCCAGUUGGAUGGGAACGGGGCAACGGGUACGACUACUACCUCGUCGUCGAGCAGCACAGAGUCGGCCUCGCCGCCGGAAUGCAAUGCGGCUCAUAUGCCGCCUAGCCUGAAACGGCAGCUGAAGGAGAACAUCUCCCCAGAGCACACCAUCAACGAGGAGACGCUGCACACGCUGCAAAAGCUGUCGCGAGUGGAAGAUGUGGCGACCCUCAAAGCGGAGGCGGCCGCAGAGUUGGGCGACAUUGAGAUAGUGAUGUACAGCGAGGUUGUCCAUUGCCUACCUGAGGAGCCGACGCAAAAUCAGAAGUCGGAGCCGGAGUAGAAGGCCUCGAGCAUAGUCUUGGAGGAAACGCACAGCACUGAGUAGGAUGAUGAUCGGCUACUUACAAACAAACAUAGAACCUAAGCAAAUUUAUCGUGUGCAAUUGACAAUGUUGAGCGGCAGAGAAAUGGAAAGGAAAGGAAAACCGACUAAAGAACCACCCACCCAGCAUUCCCAUGGCGCUCCUUUGAACCGAAACCACCCCACCCGCCUUGAAAAAUGAUGAUGACGAUGAUGAAAGAAUGUGGAGGGGCCUCUCUUCGAGACCCUCCUGUAACUAAAAUAACUAUUAACAGAAAGAGAAUCAGAAACAACAAAUAUGAAGAAGUACACAAGUUAGUGGUAACUUUUGUUUUAUUUUUGGUUAAAUUCGUUUUAAGUUAAAAAAAAUACUUAUCGACCAGAAAACAAAUUACACACAGAAGAGAGAAAAUAUAAAUAUAUUUUAAUUAUGAAACUAUGAAAACUAUAUAUGAUAUAUGGCAUAUUAAAUGCAAAAACUAAAAUGGAUAAACUUCUAUGAAUGUAUAAAAACUAAAGAAAACAAAAAGAAAACCUGUACACACACAUAAACCAUCCCCAAGAAAAGAAAAUAACUAAAUGUAAACCAUCCAUUGGCCCACAGUGUCGCCGAGUGUCGAUUGCUGGAUAUUGAAAAGUUGCAUAGAUCUUAUCUAGGAAAAACCAUGUGAAACUUAAUUGAAAAAAACUUGUACUUACCCAUCAUCCAAAAACCCACAUUGUUAUACACAUUACUUAAGUUAAUUUUAACAGGAACGAAACGGAACUUAAUUAGGGAAACCCUCCCACCAUAUAUGGAAUGAAGGUUGGGUGAGCCUGCCCAAGUAUUAUGAAUUGGAAUAACUUUCAAAGAACACUUAAAUUAGGUACUUAAUCAACAUAAUUAAACGGAAGAAACCACACCCAAAUCCUGUAGGCAAUCUUAAGUUCAAUGACAUUGUGCAAUUAAUCGUACAUUCUUAUACACAAUACACAACACACACACACACACACACACACACAUACAAAACGGAAAUGGAAGCGCACGCGAAAACUAAACAAAACAAACGAUACGAUACGAAACAAAACAAAACAAAACAAGCACCCAAAAUAAAUCCAAUUGAUCUCAUUAUGUGAUAUUUGUCGUAGUGCCCAAAGCGUUCACUGUAGUACGUGUAUCUUACAUAUAACCAAAACAUACGA
Molecule: messenger RNA, 7358 nt
Organism: Drosophila pseudoobscura
Lineage: Eukaryota; Metazoa; Arthropoda; Insecta; Diptera; Drosophilidae
Product: protein phosphatase 1 regulatory subunit 37 homolog
Exons: 7
Coding region: 498-6155 (1885 amino acids)
Biological process (GO): cell migration; regulation of Arp2/3 complex-mediated actin nucleation
Cellular component (GO): plasma membrane; lamellipodium
Molecular function (GO): protein binding
Source: RefSeq, a predicted model, not a curated record